AUGACGGAUCAAACCGUGCGCAUGUUCGUCCUCGAGACCGAUCAGCCUCAUCCAGAUACCAAAGCCGACCGAGGCAGUUUCGGAAACAUAUUGGACGACCUCUUCAACGACGCCGGCUCACAACACACGCCACCACUCCGCGUUGAAACAGACAUGCACUAUGUGGUCGAAGACCCGCCCAAACAUCGUGGCCACGUCCCGACGGCGGACGAGAUCCCCCCAGAAACACGGGCCAUCUUAAUCACCGGAAGCAUGUACGACGCCCACGGCGAUGACCCAUGGAUUCUCAAGCUUCUCGACCUGCUCCGACAACUGUGGCACGAGCGACCGUCUCUCCGGUUCAGCGGUGUCUGCUUUGGCCACCAGAUCCUCUGCCGCAUGCUCGGCGCCCAAGUCCAGCCUCACCCGAACGGAGAUUGGGAGCUUGCGCACACGGAGCUCGAACUCACGGAGCUCGGCAAGCAGCUUUUCAGAACAGACCAGCCGACGAUACAGUUGCAUCAGAUGCACCAGGACCAAGUGGCCACAGUGCCAUCGGCGGAAUCAACGGACCUGCUCGGACCAGAGGACAAGGUCCACGUCUGGGCGACGACGGACCACACGCGGAUCCAAGGGUUGUACCUCCGAGAUCGACUCUUCACGUCCCAGGGUCAUUUGGGUUUCGACGAGGACACGGUACGAAGGGAGGUCGACAUGCGGGUCGACAACGGCGGAAUCAAGAACUCGACAUUCGCAGAGCAACGAAAAGAAACGGCCGAGUUGAAACACGACGGCAUCCUCGUCGCCGGCGCGGUUCUGCGAUUCUUCCAUGGCGAAGACCGGGAUAUCUCGUGA
Messenger RNA from Exophiala spinifera, 834 nucleotides. RefSeq lists its product as uncharacterized. Gene Ontology annotation, cellular component: nucleus; cytosol. The coding region runs from base 1 to 834 and encodes 277 amino acids. NCBI's taxonomy places the organism in Eukaryota, Fungi, Ascomycota, Eurotiomycetes, Chaetothyriales, Herpotrichiellaceae. The record is from RefSeq and is a predicted model, not a curated record. The transcript has a single exon.